GACGCGCCGCACCAUUGCACACCCUAGAUCUAGACUCUCUUUACUCACUCGCACUUACUCUGACGCGUUUUCAUCCCAUAACCGAUAUGGCUGAUAACUUGACGACCGCUCAGAAAGUUCAGAUCGCAAAGGACAAGAAGGACGCCGCCGAUCUUGCAUUCAAAGAGGGCAACAUACCCCUCGCUCUAAGCUCUUACCACGGGGCGCUCUUGUAUUUACUCGGUCUCGACAAGAAUGCUCUUGAAGGAAUCGGGAUGGCGUCUCCGUCGCCACCGAUCGAUCCCUCGAAGCCAGAUGACAAGACGAAAGAACGAACGGAGGUAGAUAACAUUGUUGAGAAGAUAUACGCGAAUAUGUGCGCUUGCCACUUGAAGAGAGGGAACUGGAAACGAGCCAUAGAGACUGCUGACAAAGCCCUGGCGAAGAACGAAAACAACUUCAAGGCCAUUUUCCGCAAGGCCAAAGCCUUGUCCGAAGAAGGGUACACCGAACGAGCGAUCAAACUGCUCGAGCAGCUGAGGGAUAAGAGCGCUGCGGAUGCACCUUUAGCCACCACCGAACUUGCGCGACUAAGGGCUCUCGACAAGGAGCGAGAGCGUGCGAACAACAAGAAAUUGAAGGGUUUCUUGUCGCGCGACAGGGGAGAGAGGACGGAGAAGCAAACCGAGGAUGUUAUCGAAGCCAUUGAAUCCGCACGGAUCGAGGAGAUUCCUGACGACCAGUGAUGAUAAUAUCUCGCAUGUUGCAUCUUGGUGGUACUGUAUUACAAGUCGAAUUUCAAUGUAUAUAAGCCGUUCUAUUCCUCGACAAGAACAACGUGAUGCCGUUCCCUUCCUUCCAGCAGACAAGCCAUUCCUUCUUCACUUCCAAUUGCCAGACAUGUGGAAAGUCCCUUCUGGUGAUCAUCCACCUCUCACGGAGCCCAGGAAAGCCAAUUCCGCGCUGAAAUACUGAGCGAGCGGCGAUCUGAGAGCCCAGUUAUGAGCGGGAUGCGGAGGUCAUCCUGUAGCGUGGAUGACUAGCAGGCCAAACAAUGGCGCUGAGCACAGCCCAGUCUUGAGGACGAAGCCACAGUCUACGGGCUUCGAUCCCAUUCUUCAGUCCCGGGUUAGUGUCCUGUACAGCUUCGACCAUCUGAGUGGAUGCAUCGCUCGUCUAGUCAUAGCUUUAGGAGAAGAGAAGACGUUGCCGAGUUUGUAGCUGAGAAAAGCCGUCGCAUGUCGACGAUGAACGCGAUGACCCCGGUCGCUCAGACAGUUCGAUAUCCGCCUUCUCGUGUGUAAGAUUGUGCUGCCCUCGAGACAUUUGCCGUGGCGACGAGAGAGGUAAUCAUGUAGCCGGUAGUUUGCACGCUCUAGAGUCUCAGCGGGCUGCCUGAGCGGUGAGGUCGAGCUCCUUUCGGAUCACCGGAUGGAUGGAUGGAUCAUUGGAUGGAUGGAUGGAGAGAUGUGAUGCCAUCGACAUAAGCUAAGCGAUCCGUCGGCAAGAUUGCCAGGACACCACAUCUGGGAGCGCUCCUCGUAUCCGGAGGUCAAACUUGCAAGCAUGCCCCUGUGGACCUACUGGCACUGAAAUAAUUCUUCGAGAAAGAGACAAGCCUUUCAUUUUGACUUGACGAUCACCAAGUGUGGUCUAAACCUGAAACAUCGCUCUAGCACGUACCGCAACACGACCCUGGAAGGCUGAAACCAGAUGCUCAUCGGCGCUUUGAGAUCCGUUCCUCAUACGUGAUCUCCAGUCUCGAUACAACCUAAUAAAUACAAUAUGUAUGCGCUGCAAAUAACAUACAUAUGCGCGAGGAGGUGCGUACAUCUCCAAGUCACGCUCAGAAAACUGCCAAUCUCACGAAAAAGAA
This is a messenger RNA of Mycena citricolor, 1855 nucleotides long. Lineage: Eukaryota; Fungi; Basidiomycota; Agaricomycetes; Agaricales; Mycenaceae. The record is from the annotation of a GenBank genome assembly.